Molecule: messenger RNA, 1539 nt
Organism: Didymella exigua CBS 183.55
Lineage: Eukaryota; Fungi; Ascomycota; Dothideomycetes; Pleosporales; Didymellaceae
Exons: 4
Coding region: 1-1539 (512 amino acids)
Molecular function (GO): RNA binding
Source: RefSeq, a predicted model, not a curated record
AUGUCGCUGAGCAACUUCCUCGGCGACCAGUCGCUGGGCUCGUGGGCCGACGAGAUGGAGGACGCGCCCAUGCCCCGAGGCGGCGGCGGCUUUGGCGGCGCCAGCAGCUACGGCGGCGGCGGCGACAGGCCCUCGUACGGCGGCGGCAGCGGCUUUGGCGCCCGCACCGACAGCUUUGCCGAGCGCGGCUUUGCGACCCGCGAGGAGCUGCCCAUGCCCUCCAAGCCCCCGUACACGGCCCAUCUGGGCAACCUCUCGUUCGACGCCACCGAGGGCGACGUCUCGGACUUUUUCGCCGCCUGCGAAGUCACCAACGUGCGCAUUGUCGAGGACAAGCUCGACCGCAAGCCCAAGGGCUUCGGCUACGUCGAGUUUGGCUCCGUCGACGGCCUGAAAAAGGCCCUCGACCUGUCCGGCACCCAGUUCCAGGGCCGCAACAUACGCGUCAGCGUCGCCGAGCCCCCCAAGGACCGCCCCGAGGCCCGCGACAUCUCCGACUGGUCCCGCAAGGGCCCGCUCCCUGACCUGCCCGGCGCCCGCUCUGGCUCUGGACGCGGGUACGGCAGCCGUGGCUUCGACGCCGGCGCCUCGGACGCCGGCAGCGACCGUGGCGGCGAGCGCAGACGGCCCGCCUUUGAGAGCGACGGCAAGCAGCGCGACUUUGGCAACUGGGAGCGCCGGGGCCCGCUCUCGCCCGCGGCCGACGCGCCCAGGGAAGGCGCCAGGCGCUUCGACGGCCCCCGCGAGAGGCAGUCCCCGGCGUGGGGCGAGGGCCGCCCCGAGGGUGAGCGUGCGCCCCGCCGUGAGUUCCAGCCGGCCGAGGGCCGGCCGCAGUUUGAGAGGCAGCCCACUGCCGCAGACCAGGACAGCCAGUGGCGCUCCAAGAUGCGCACCGAUGUCGCCUCCCCCACCGGCACCCCGGACGCCAGCACCCCCUCUUCGCCGGCCCCGCUUGCCAGCCGUCCCAAGCUGAACCUCGCCAAGCGCACAGUCUCGGAGGCGCCGGCUGCCACGCCCUCCAACGCCUCGGACAAGCCGAACCCCUUUGGCGCCGCCCGCCCCAUUGACACAGCCGCCCGCGAGAGGGAGGUCGAGGAGAAGCAGAAGCAGGCUGCGCAGACCAAAAAGGACGCCGACGACAAGGCCCGCGAGGAGAAGAAGGCCAAGGACGUUGCCGCCAAGGAGUCUGCCUCCAAGGCCGACGAGGCCAAGGGUGAUGACGUCCCCCAGGCUGUCGAGAACCCCGAGGCCGAGGCCACAGACGAGGGCGCCAACGGCGACGUGGUCGACGACAAGGCCGUCAAGCCCGAGGAGCCCGUUGUAGCUCCCAAGGACGGAGGAUCCUGGAGGCGCAAGUCCAGCACGUCCCCUGCCGCCGCUGCUGCCCCCGCCGCCGCGGCUGCCCCUGCUGCCGCGGCUGCCCCCGCUGACACAACCGAGACCAUGGAAGACGACGGCUGGAGCACCGUCACCAAGGCCCCCAAGAGCACUCGCAACAACCGUCGCGGCGGUGCUCCUGCCCGUGCCAUUGCCUCGUAA